CUUCAUUCUCCAUUUCUCCUCGCUCCCGGAAAACCGUAAACUGCCGCCGCUUUUCUGCACUCAGUCUUCUCCCCAUUCUUCAAAAUUUUAGCCUCGCCGGAACUUCCUCCUUCUGCUUCCGUCAGUAGUCGGCCGCCGCCGCCGCAGUGAUCCCUCAGCUUUCAAUUCAUCCGUCAGAUUAAGGGUCAUCGUAGUAUUUAGCUAAAUGUUGCUUGUCGAUCCUGAGAAGAAGUUAUCUUUCACUCGCACCAUUCAAAAUGGUGAUUUGGUCAUUGUGUAUGAGAAGCACGACAGUAUGAAGGCGGUAAAAGUAAGCGAGAGUUCAGUGCUUCAGAACCGUUUUGGCAUGUUCAAGCACUCGGAUUGGAUUGGGAAGCCCUUUGGUUCCAAGGUGUUCAGCAACAAGGGUGGGUUUGUUCAUUUGCUGGCUCCAACACCUGAAUUGUGGACUCUUGUGUUGAGCCACCGAACCCAGAUUCUCUACAUUGCGGAUAUCUCGCUUGUGAUCAUGUACUUGGAGGUAGUUCCUGGAUGUGUGGUGCUCGAGUCUGGAACGGGUAGUGGUUCUUUGACAACCUCGCUUGCACGUGCUGUUGCUCCAACUGGACAUGUCUUUACAUUUGACUUCCAUGAACAAAGGGCUGCCUCAGCUAGGGAAGAUUUUGAAAAGACAGGAAUCAGCAGCUAUGUCACUGUAGGGGUUAGGGAUAUUCAGGGUCAAGGAUUUCCAGAGGAACAUGUCGGCUCAGUUGAUGCUGUAUUCUUGGAUCUACCACAGCCGUGGCUGGCCAUUCCUUCUGCCGCAAAAAUGUUGAGACAAGAUGGUGUGUUGUGCUCGUUCUCACCCUGCAUAGAGCAAGUGCAGCGCUCUUGUGAAACCCUGAGAUCAAACUUCACUGAUAUAAGGACGUUUGAGAUACUCCUGAGGACGUACGAAGUUCGACAAGGCAAACUGGACAGCUUCGAUGGAGACAAAGGCAUCUCUACUGGUUCUCGUCCUGGGAAGAGGAAGCAGCCUUCCAGUGAUAGAAGCAGUUUGCAGGGGGACAAUGGUGGUAUUCUUGCUCCUGCUCUUCCAGUGAUGGCCAAGCCUUGUUCGGAAGCUAAAGGUCAUACUGGCUAUCUGACAUUUGCCAGACUCAAAUGAUUGGCAUGACUAAUGCUUGUUGUUGAAUUUGGAAGUCCUUUCUUUUCUGGUUAGCCCUUCCACUCUUGCACGAGCCUGAAAGAUCACAGGGAAACAUUAGGGAAUUUUCAGCUCUGUUCUAAAGCUAUGCUAACACAGUGUUCCAGUUAAACAUAGUAGGCUGUGCUGCAGUUGAGUUUGGCCAAAAUAAGUUGUUCUGUGGAUAAGAUAAGAGAACAGUGUUAUCAGGAGAAGUGGAACAGUUUUGUGGGGCAUGCAGGUCUUAUAACUUAUGUGCUACAUUAGUUAGAAUAAGUCAUUUCUCUCUUCAAUGCUGAUCAAUAAUCCACCCAGAAGGUGAUUAUUUCCUUUCUCUGGGAAUCAACAUAGAAGUUGGUAAUUCUCUGCCACGCCUUAAAAGCCGCCUUCCGCUAAAAUUGAUGCGUCUUUGGCUUCGCUUUAGUAGAUGAGUUAAGUGGAUCAGCAAGUGUGAUGCUACACAUUUUGGAAACAACCAUUGUGCUUGGAAUCACUUUGUAGCAGAAAAGAAUAACUAGCUUCUGUUUCUUUCUUUUCAACACUAUAUGCAAUCGGGGAGUUGAAUCAGUUUGCAAACCCAGCUACAACAGAACCUGAUGUACCUAGCUAAGAUUGCUGAUGCUCAGCCACCACCACCACCACAGCCAAAGAGGACGACGACACCGCCACCACCACCAAAAUUCAGAUGGCGUCGAUGCAACAGGAGAGCAGCAGCAACAACAACAACACUACAUGCAGGCAUAACAAGGUCAAAUUGAAUGGCCCCAGCAGCAGCAACAGCAACCAAUGUACCUUCAAGCUCUUCGACAUCCUUUUCAGAUGAACAACCCAAAGCAGCAGCAGCUGCUACAACGCUCUGAUCCAAUGAGCACCAGUAUAUGUCUGGACUUCCACUAAGCUUUUCUGAAAUGUCGCAGUCAAAUGUACUUUGAACAACACCAGAACUUAUCUCCGUCAAUCCCCCUCCCUUUUUAGGCUAAGCCCCAUGCUUGUUGAUUUUGUGAAGCAACUUUGUGUUGGUCAAGUGGCUUUAUUUCCAGAUUCAAAGUUCAAGUACACCCAAGGGAACAGGCUUAGCUAAUCCAUGGACAUCAUAGGCAGAAUUCAUGGGAAUUCAGUAAUAAAAGGCCAUCAAUGAGGAAAUGGUGCUAGGAAAAUGCAACGUUAUGCAAAGGAACCACCCAACGUAUUCCAGUCAUUGUAGCUUUUCUUCACUGUGUAUAUCAAGUCCAGAGAUACUAUUGCAACA
Messenger RNA from Linum tenue, 2414 nucleotides. Lineage: Eukaryota; Viridiplantae; Streptophyta; Magnoliopsida; Malpighiales; Linaceae. The record is from the annotation of a GenBank genome assembly.